This is a messenger RNA of Canis lupus familiaris (dog), 5038 nucleotides long. It is a transcript of the gene C3, whose product is annotated as complement C3. Bases 1 to 4995 code for a protein of 1664 amino acids. The transcript is spliced from 41 exons. Gene Ontology annotation, molecular function: protein binding; endopeptidase inhibitor activity. Gene Ontology annotation, biological process: complement activation. The record is from RefSeq and is a predicted model, not a curated record. Gene Ontology annotation, cellular component: extracellular region. NCBI's taxonomy places the organism in Eukaryota, Metazoa, Chordata, Mammalia, Carnivora, Canidae.
AUGGGGCCUGCCUCGGGCCCCCGCCUGCUGCUGCUGCUGCUGCUGACCAGCCUCCCCCUGGCACUGGGGGACCCCAUGUUCUCCAUGAUCACCCCCAACAUCCUGCGGCUGGAGAACAAGGAGACCGUGGUGCUGGAGGCCCAUGACCUGAAAGAAAACACUGAAGUCACCGUCACCGUCCACGACUUCCCGGCCAAGAAGCAAGUGCUGUUCAGAGAGAAAACCGAUCUGACCAGCGCCAAUCAGUACAUGAGCACCGUCACCAUCCAGAUGCCGGCCAACAAGGAUGCAAAAUCAGAGAAGGGGAGCAAGUUCGUGAUUGUCCAGGCGGCCUUCGGGGCCACUGUGCUGGAGAAGGUGGUGCUGGUCAGCUUCCAGAGUGGGUACCUGUUCAUCCAGACGGACAAGACCAUCUACACCCCCAGCUCCACAGUCCUCUAUCGGGUCUUCACCGUGGACCACAACCUGCUGCCCAUAGGCCGGAGCGUUAUCAUCAGCAUCCAGUCCCCUGAUGGUGUGACCGUCAAGCGGGGCUCCCUGUCCUCUCAAAACCAGGAUGGCAUCUUGUCCCAGUCGUGGUACAUCCCAGAGCUGGUCAACAUGGGGCAGUGGAAGAUACAAGCCCACUACGAAGAUGCCCCGGAGCAGGUCUUCUCCGCCGAGUUCGAGGUGAAGGAAUACGUGCUGCCCAGUUUUGAGGUCCAGGUGGAACCUGCACAGAAAUUCUACUAUAUCGAUAGCACAGAGGGCUUGGAUGUCACCAUCAUGGCCAGGUUCUUAUACGGGAAGGAAGUGGACGGAACAGCCUUCGUCAUCUUUGGAGUCCAGGAUGGCGACCGGAGGAUUUCUCUGUCUCAGUCCCUCACCCGUAUUCUGAUUGAAGAUGGCAAUGGGGUGGCUACGCUGAAACGAAAUGUCCUGCUGGAAGGGGUGCGACCCUCCCGACCAGAAGCCCUGGUGGGGAAGUCAUUGUACGUGUCAGCCACUGUUAUCUUGCACUCAGGCAGCGACAUGGUGGAGGCCGAGAGCAACGCGAUCCCCAUCGUGACCUCCCCCUACCAGAUCCACUUCACCAAGACGCCCAAGUUCUUCAAACCAGCCAUGCCCUUUGACCUCAUGGUGUUCGUGACAAACCCUGACGGCUCCCCGGCCCCCCACGUCCCCGUGGGGAUCCAGAACUACAGAGUGCAGGCUUUAACCCAGAAAGACGGUGUGGCCAAGCUGACCAUCAACACACCCGACAGCAAGAAGCCCCUGCACAUCACUGUAAGCACGAAGAAGGAGGGUAUCCUAGAGUCUCGACAGGCCACCAGGACCAUGGAAGUCCAACCCUACAACACCAUCGGCAACUCCAGAAACUACCUGCAUCUGUCUGUGCCUCGAAUGGAACUGAAGCCAGGGGAAACUCUCAAUGUCAACUUCCACCUGCGAACGGACCCCAGCAAGGAGGCUCAGAUCCGCUACUACACCUACCUGAUCAUGAACAAAGGGAAGAUCUUGAAGGUGGGCCGCCAGGAGCGGGAGAGUGGCCAGGACCUGGUCGUACUGCCCUUGACCAUCACUUCGGACUUCAUUCCUUCCUUCCGCCUAGUGGCUUAUUACACAGUCAUUGGAAGCAGCGGCCAGAGGGAAGUGGUCGCCGAUUCCGUGUGGGUGGACGUCAAGGACUCCUGCAUGGGCACCCUGGUGGUGAAAGGCAGCGGGAAGGAACAGAGGUCACACCUGCCUGGACAGCAGACGACCCUCAUCAUCCAGGGAGACCCGGGGGCCCGCGUGGGCCUCGUGGCUGUGGACAAGGGUGUGUUCGUGCUGAACAAGAAGAACAAACUGACUCAGAGCAAGAUCUGGAACGUGGUGGAGGCGGCGGACAUCGGCUGCACAGCGGGCAGCGGAAAGGACUAUGCCGGGGUGUUCAUGGACGCAGGCCUGGCCCUCAAGACCAACAAAGAACUGCAGACUCCCCAGAGGAGAGAUCUUGAGUGCCCCAAACCAGCCGCCCGGCGCCGCCGCUCCGUGGUGCUCACGGAGAAGAGGAUGGACAAAGUGGGCCAGUACCCGAAAGAGCUGCGCAAGUGCUGCGAGGGCGGCAUGCGGGACAACCCCAUGAAGUUCUCCUGCGAGCGCAGGGCCCAGUUCGUCUCCCGCGAGGAGUCGGAGAGCUGCGUGAAGGCUUUCCUCGAGUGCUGCAAAUACAUCACGCAGCUGCGGCUCAACUACAGCCGCAUGGACAACCUGGGACUGGCCAGGAGUGACAUGGAUGAAGAACUAUUCCUGGAAGAGGACAUCGUUUCCAGAAGCCAGUUCCCUGAGAGCUGGCUGUGGACCAUAGAGAUUCUCAAUGAACCUGAGAAAAAUGGAAUCUCCACGAAGACCAUGAAUGUGUUUUUGAAAGACUCCAUCACAACUUGGGAAAUUCUGGCUGUGAGCUUGUCGAAGAAGAAAGGGAUCUGUGUGGCUGACCCCUAUGAAGUCACAGUGCUACAAGACUUCUUCAUUGACCUGCGGCUACCCUACUCUGUUGUACGUAAUGAGCAGGUGGAGAUCCGAGCCAUACUCUACAAUUACCAGGAGAGAGAGGAUAUCAAGGUCAGGGUGGAACUACUCUACAAUCCAGCCUUCUGUAGUCUGGCCACAUCUAAGAAGAGCUACCAGCAGAUUGUAAACAUCCCAGCCAAGUCCUCCGUGGCCGUGUCUUAUGUCAUUGUGCCUCUGAAGAUUGGCCUCCAUGAGGUGGAGGUCAAGGCCGCUGUCUACAGGCAUUUCGCCAACGAUGGUGUCAAGAAGAUCUUGAAGGUCGUGCCGGAAGGAAUCCUAGUCAACCAAACCUUGGCCAUUCGCACGCUGGAUCCAGAAGCCAAGGGCCAGGAGGGAGUGCAGCGAGAGGAGGUCCAUGCCGCAGACCUGGGCGACCAAGUCCCGGACACGGAGUCAGAGACCAGGAUCCUCCUGCAAGGGACCCCGGUGGCUCAGAUGGUAGAGGACGCCAUCGACGGGGACCGUCUAAAGCACCUCAUCGUGACCCCGUCGGGCUGCGGGGAGCAGAACAUGAUCGGCAUGACGCCCACCGUCAUCGCCCUGCAUUACCUGGACCAAACCGAGCAGUGGGACAAGUUCGGGCUGGAGAAGCGCCAGGAGGCCUUGGAGCUCAUCAAGAAGGGAUACACCCAACAGCUGGCCUUCAGACAACCCAACUCGGCCUUCGCUGCCUUCCAGAACCGGCCAUCCAGCACCUGGCUGACAGCCUACGUGGUCAAGGUCUUCUCUCUGGCCACCAACCUCAUCGCCAUUGAAGCCCAGGUUCUCUGCGGGGCUGUCAAAUGGCUGAUCCUGGAGAAGCAGAAGCCCGAUGGGAUCUUCCAGGAGGAUGGGCCUGUGAUCCACCAAGAGAUGACCGGUGGCUUCCGGGAAGCUGAGGAGAAGUCUGUGUCCCUCACGGCCUUUGUUCUCAUAGCACUAAAAGAGGCUGAAGAUAUUUGUAUAGGACAGGUUAACAUCUUGCCAAGCAGCAUCGAAAAGGCAGGAAAUUAUCUUGCAGCCCACUACCAGAACCUGAGGAGACCAUAUUCUGUGGCCAUUGCUGGCUACGCCCUGGCCCAUCUAGACAAACUGGAGGGAGAUAACCUCAGAAAAUUUCUGAACACAGCCAGAGACAGGAACCGCUGGGUGGAGCCUGGCAAGAAGCUCUACAAUGUGGAAGCCACAUCCUACGCCCUCUUGGCCCUGCUGCUGCUCAAAGACUUUGACAAUGUACCUCCUGUCGUCCGCUGGCUCAAUGAGCAGAGAUACUACGGAGGUGGCUAUGGCUCCACCCAGGCCACCUUCAUGGUGUUCCAAGCCUUGGCCCAAUACCAGAAGGAUGUCCCCAACCACAAGGACCUGAACCUGCAAGUGUCCAUCAACCUGCCCAGCCGCAGCACAGAGAUCAAGCACCACAUUGUCUGGGAUUCUCCUAGCCUCCAACGGUCAGAAGAGACCAAGAAAAAUGAGAAUUUCGAAGUAAUAGCAAAAGGAAAAGGACAAGGCACCUUGUCGGUGGUGACCAUGUACUAUGCCAAGCUCAAAAACAAAGCCACCUGCAAGAAGUUUGACCUCAGGGUUGACAUACAACCAGCCCCUGAAAAUGUCAAGAGGCCUCAGGACGCCUUGAACAGCAUGACCCUUAACAUCUGUACCAGGUACCUGGGAGACGAGGACGCUACCAUGUCGAUACUGGAUAUAUCCAUGAUGACUGGCUUUUCUCCUGACACUUGUGACCUCAACCAGUUGAGCAGUGGUAUCGAGAGAUACAUAUCUAAGUAUGAGCUGAACAAGGCCUUCUCCAACAAGAACAAUGUCAUCCUCUACCUGGAAAAGAUCUCACAUAACCAGGAGGACUGUAUAUCCUUCAGAGUGCACCAGUACUUUAAGGUGGGGCUUAUCCAGCCUGGAUCAGUCAAGGUGUACUCCUAUUACAACCUAGAUGAGAGUUGCACCCGGUUCUACCACCCAGAGAAAGAAGAUGGGCAACUAAGCAAGCUCUGUCACAAGGACAUGUGCCGCUGUGCUGAGGAGAACUGCUUCAUGCAGCAGGUGUACGACAAGGUCACCAAGGAUGAACGGCUGGACAAGGCCUGUGAGCCAGGCGUAGACUACGUGUACAAGACCAGGCUUCUCAGGAAGGAGCCAGCAGAAGACUUUGACGAGUACGUAAUGGCUGUGGAGCAGAUCAUCAAAUCAGGCUCCGAUGAGGUGGCCAGAGGACAGGAGCGCAGGUUCAUCAGCCACAUCAGGUGCAGAGAAGCCCUGAAGCUGCAGGAUGGGAAACGCUACCUCGUGUGGGGCGUCUCCACCGACCUGUGGGGAGAGAAACCCAAGAUCAACUACAUCAUCGGGAAGGACACAUGGGUGGAGAUGUGGCCUGAGGCCGAUGAAUGCCAGGAUGAGGAAAAUGAGAAACGGUGCCAAGACCUGGCCAGCUUCACUGAUGACAUGAUCACCUUUGGCUGUCCCAACUGACCCCUCCCCGUGGUCCCCACAAUAAAGCUUCAGUUGUAUGUCA